AAAAAAAAAAAGAAAAACAGCAAGACAAACCUGACAGCCCAAGCACUUUUUAAAACCGGUUGUGUUUACAUGGUAUCGAAAAUCGAUAGCGGAAAUGGAAAACCGACAACCAGAAGCGGGUUUCCAGAAUCGAUUUCAAAAUGUUUUUCAUGACCACCCAGAAGCGGUUUUGGGAAAUCGGUUUACGAAAUCCGAUUUUUUUGGAGCCCUACAUAAAUGGGGGGUGACAGACUGUUCACGACAGACUGGGUGCGUGUCUGAUUGGAUAAAAUUGCGUUUGAUGGCGUCUCUUUCUUCUGCCAAUCACGAUCGCAGCGGAGUCUUCGCGUGAAGCAGCGAAGAUAUGUGGGUGGAUUGUUGUUGAGAUAUGAUGGCAGAUUCAAAUUUGUGUAUACUGUGUGGCAGAAAAUUUACAGCUAGAAAGAAUUUGUUUGCACACUAUAGAGGGGUACAUAAAUUACAGCCACAUACGAGGGCUACGAUUCGAUGUCCCAAGGAAGGCUGCAGGUUUUCCUGUAACUUUUUGGCUAAUUUGAGAAUACAUGUAGAGGAAGAGCACAAUACUCUGAUGGUGAAAGAAGUACUUCUGUUCGAAUCACCGGAAGAGUUUCAGGAGUGGAAGGCCAAAGAAGAGAAGGAAACCAAAAGCAGCUUUGUACAACACUGUGGUGCUAAGCGUACAAAAGGUGGCACUGAAAGGAUCACUUUUGUUUGUCACAGAAGUGGGAAGUUUCAGUCUUCAUCCACAGGCAAAAGGUUGCUGAAAUCACAAGGCAGUAUCAAGUUAGGAAGCCACUGUACUGCUGCUAUUGAGCUCCACAGAGAAGAAAGUGGCGAUUGUACUGUUGUUUAUUUCAAAACGCACUUUGGCCAUGAGCAGCAUAUAGGCUUACUGCAGCUUAGUAGAUCUGAUAGGGAAGCCAUUGCACGUCAAAUUGCUAAGGGCGUGCAUUUCGAAAAAAUUUUGGAUGAUGUGAAGAGCUCCAUCCAUUCCGGAGAACCGGAGAGGCUGCACCUUAUUACUCGCCGCGACCUCCACAACAUAAAGAGAGAUUUUGGCAUUGGUGGCACUCGGCAACAGGACAUUGAUGAAGUGAGUGGACAAAAUGAAAAACUGGACACAAAUUCUUCUCAGUUGAGGAGACUGGAGUAUAAAUUACAGCUUUUGAGACGCCGUAUCAGCUCAGGUAUGAUGUCCAGAGAAACAAAGUGUAAAGUGGAGAAAGAAGUCGAUCGUUUGCUUUCACUUACUCAAUCAGACUUCAGCAGGGAAGUUCCGCAUUCCCACAAUAGUAAAAAAUUGAAAGUGCUACGAAUACCUGAUAAGUCUAAUAUCAACAGCGAAGUUCCAUAUUCCCCCAGAAAUGAAAAGUUGAAAGUGUUGCAGACACCAGAUAAGCCCAACAUCCAUAGGAAAGUUCCACACUGCCGCAACAAAGAAAAGCUGGAAGUCCUACCAAUACCUAUCAAACCUAAGAUCUUUCCAAGGAGCAUUUUUGUGUUUCCGGCCCAUAAUGAGAAGCCAAAUAGUGUAAUUGUGAAGGGGCAACCAAAUAGUGAAGUUAAGACUGUGCAUGUUGGUUUUGAUCACACAUACUGUCAGAGCUAGUUUGUGUGUGUGUGUGUGUGUGUGUGUGUGUGUGUGUGUGUGUGUGUGUGUGUGUGUGUGUGUGUGUGUGUGUUUCGUAUAGUUUAUUGCCUACUGGAAACAUGCCAUUUAAAAAAAAUAGCGAUGUAUCUGGCUUGGUACAUCUGUGGUGAUAUGGAAACCCAAGUGGUGUUAACCCUCUAUUGCAUGACUUUUUUUUUAGGGAUCCAGUUUCAAUGAAAACCAUAUCUGGGGGUAGGGUAUGACACACAAAAUACUGUGUAACAGGUGAAACAUAGAAAUUUUGAUUUAUUCAAUAUUUCAUGAUAGUUGCCAUAUGGUAACACCAUGCUUAUGUCAACACACUUCCCCGAAGACUCUCAACACUGUUAUUUACAUAUAUGUGUAAAAUUACUUAG
Messenger RNA from Schistocerca cancellata (South American locust), 2007 nucleotides. RefSeq lists its product as uncharacterized. Lineage: Eukaryota; Metazoa; Arthropoda; Insecta; Orthoptera; Acrididae. The record is from RefSeq and is a predicted model, not a curated record. The coding region runs from base 368 to 1609 and encodes 413 amino acids. The transcript has 3 exons.